UAAGCGCUGAUCCGUCAGCUAAACUACACGAAAUGAGGCGCUAAAUCUAGACGAGAUGGAGAUUAUUUGGAUCUGGACCCUGUCGAUAGUCCAAGACAUACGCGCAGACAUUUCAAGAGGGACUAAGGAGGUCAUAAAUACUGCCGAGAAGGAAAUUGAUUCGAUCAUGUGCUAGCUAGCCGGGUGGCUAACCUGCUCGACAAGCAGAAGGAAAUUAGCGCUGUAAAUAAGGAAACAAACAGGCUCUUAAUUUAAAGUAAAGAUUAACUUGAUUCGUAAUAUAUAUGUCGAUCUGUAAAUAGAAGUGCCAUUAAGCGGGGAUGUUGAACAAACACAAGUCAGUUGACACAGGAGGACCAGUGCCAAAAAGAUAAACAUCAACAAGCCUCUUCUAGUUAGAUUCACGUUGGUGGUUAUUUGUAUUCGCGAGGCUGAAAAGCAAGUCCUCCUUUUUUAAUGGAGAGAAAAUGUGUCAAAAGAGAAGCAAGGAGGAGCAGUUUUGUCAUGGUGAUGGCAACUCUGAUCUUCUCAUGUUUUUUGAUUGGAGUUACUGGUCAAGAUGGACAUGCUAUGACUGCAGAGGAGAAGUCUAAAAUCAGUUACUUUCACCAGAACAUUUUCAACUGCAACUCGGUCUUCCAUUUAUUUUCAGGGACCAGAUUUUGGAAAUGUUUGAUCAUGCCUACAACAGUUACAUGAAAUAUGCCUACCCAGCAGAUGAAUUAAUGCCCCUCAGCUGUAGAGGGAGAGUGAGAGGGCAGGAACCAAAUCGAGGAGAUAUCGAUGACUCUUUAGGAACGUUCUCUUUAACAUUGAUAGACACUUUGGAUACCCUUGUGUUGCUUAACAAACUGGAUGAGUUUGAGGAAGCUGUAAAGAAGACGAUCAGUGAUGUAAGACUGGAUAAUGACAUCGUCGUCUCUGUUUUUGAAACCAAUAUCCGUGUGCUGGGUGGAUUGUUGGGCGCACACGUGAUGGCCGAUGUUCUAAAGAAGCGAGGAGAGAGGAUGCUGUGGUACAAAGAUGAACUGCUGCACAUGGCCAAAGACUUGGGCUACCGCCUCUUGCCUGCCUUUAACACCACCAGUGGCCUUCCUUACCCUCGGGUCAAUCUGCGCUAUGGAGUCGUCAGCCCGCUUUCCCGUACGGGCACUGAGUCGGACACCUGCACUGCCUGCGCAGGCACCAUGAUCUUGGAGUUUGGUGCUCUCAGCCGGCUAUCUGGGGAAAAGAUAUUUGAGGAUCACGCACGGAGAGCUCUCGACGUUCUAUGGGAGAAAAGGCAAAGAGGAAGUGACCUCGUCGGCACGGUGAUCAACAUCCACAAUGGAGACUGGGUUCGAAGGGAUAGUGGUGUUGGUGCUGGUAUUGACUCUUAUUAUGAAUACUUGAUGAAAGCUUAUAUUCUUCUUGGGGACAAAGUAUAUCUCGAAAGGUUCAACACACACUACAGUGCCAUUAUGAAGUACAUCAGCCAACCUCCACUGCUGCUCAACGUGCACAUGCACAACCCCACCGUGCACGUGCGCAGCUGGAUGGAUUCAUUACUCGCCUUCUUCCCCGGAUUACAGGUUCUGAGAGGAGACUUAAAACCUGCCAUUGAGACACAUGAGAUGCUGUAUCAAGUGACCAAACAGCACAAUUUCCUCCCUGAGGCCUUUACCACAGAGUUCAGAGUUCACUGGGGUCAGCACCCUUUGAGACCCGAGUUUGCUGAAAGCACAUACUUCCUUUAUAAAGCCACAGGUGAUCCAUACUACUUGAACGUGGGGCAGACUAUAGUGGAGAAGUUGAACACUCAUGCUCGAGUCCCUUGUGGCUUCGCUGCCGUGCAGGACGUGAGGACGGGUUCCCACGAGGACAGGAUGGAUUCCUUCUUCCUGGCCGAGAUGUUUAAGUACCUCUACCUUCUCUUCUCAGAGAAGAGUCAGCUGCCUAUAGACAUUGACGAUUAUAUUUUUACUACUGAGGCUCACUUGCUUCCAGUGUCUCUGUCCACAUCCCAGCCCCCCUGCCACAGCAACGACACGCAACCUCAAGCAUCUCUUGAAAACGAUUUGUUUUCAUACUCCUGUCCCAGCGCUCAGACCCUCUUCCCCAACAACCCCACUUUUGCCAAGACUAUCAGAGACGGCUACAAAUACCUUACUGGUGUGGGCAGAGCCCGGCAGAUUUCACAAGUCAGGGAGAUCGAGCUGCCUCUUCAUGACACAGGCCUGGAGCCAGUAGAGUUUCUGAAAAGCAUUGGUAUCUCUUUAGGUCCUCUCACUGAGCUGGGCUCCUCCAUCCGAGGCUCAGCAACUCAGGAGUCUCAGAAAGGGGUGUAUAAGUUAAAGCUGGUCGCGGAGGUGAGCCAAACCCCAGAACAAGAGGAAGUGGUGCCAUUGAUUGUGCAGCUCAUUUCCCCUCCGUUUUUGGGUAGAACGGUCCUCACAGCCGGACCAGCGAAAUUUGGAAUGGACCUUACCAAACAAGAGCACGGGGUGAAAGGCAGUAUUGUGAUAAGUGCUCCAUACACAGCAUGCGGGACUAUUGAGAACGCUGUAGAGCUACAAGGACGCAUAGCGCUGGCAUUGAGAGGAGACUGCAUGUUUGCUGGCAAAGCUCGACGUCUCCAAGAAGCAGGAGCCAUCGGGGUCAUCUUCAUAGAUCACAGAGAGGGCACCAGCAUUGCAGAGACGCCACUCUUUCAGAUGGUUGGAGACGGAGACUCUACGGAUGACAUCACCGUUCCGCUUGUGUUCCUCUUUAACAAAGAGGGAGCUACGCUUACUACCGCUCUGCAGGAACAUCACAAUGUAGAUGUUCUUCUGUUGUCCAAAGAGAAACAACUUGGCAAAGAGAAACCUGAGAAGCUUAACAUAAAGUUUCGUCUAGCAAAGGAGGGAGAGUUUGGAGAAGGGGAGGUGGAGAGCACUACAAUCCAGCUGGUGCUGGAGCAAAUUGAGGCGACUACAGAGACCCAAGGUGCAGAGGCGGGAUCCUCGACAGAAACUUGCACCUCCUCCCCACCGAAAGAUCCUGAAAACAGUCCCUAAAAGCGAAAACAGCGUGUGACCAUGAUCUCCCUUACAGAACACAGAGCUGCUGCACCGUCACUGACCUCAGAUCAGAAAACGCAGGAAAAUUGUGCUUCGGAGAAGCUGUUUCUGUUGAGCCACGAAUGUACCAUGUGAGCUUCGAAAGGGGAGCGCAGAAGCCAGUCGGUCAAUCACUUUCCCUUGUGAAAAUCUUAAGAUACCUUGUGUAGUAUCUAGAUUGAGAGGGCUAGACAUGCAGAUAUGCUGUCUGUAUGAUAUUGUACUUGUUGCAUAGGUUCUUCUCGGUUUAUCCGGAUCACACAGGCUCUCAAUCAUUUCUCAUUCCUAAGUGUCUUGAACUUCCUUUAAGAGACAGUUUAUCCGGAAAUGAUGGAGCCCUCAUAUCGUUCUAGACCUGUAUGACUUUCUUUGUAUCUCUUUUUAGGGUAUGUGUCUUAAAACGGAUCCAAUGACCAAACCCCGAAAACCAGUGUUAUGGGGAGUUUAUGAAAGAUGAUGUUUAAUGACAGGGAAUGGACCAGUGUACCAAUUUUUUUACAUUCAGUUUGUAUACAGAGAUAUCAGGGACACCUAUGACUUGAAUAUGAAUAUGUGUGUGUGGGAGUUAUGUAAAGUGCAUUUGUCGUGUGCAUUUCAUCAUGUGCCAAUACUAAAUCUGUGCAUUUAUGCGUGUGUGCAUUAUCAUGUAUGCAUUUUCCCUUUAAAUCCAGUAACUGAUUAGGGGAGAUUUUGAGACGGUCUGCUUUGAACAGGUGCAGACAUUGCAAUGAAAGGUCCCGGACAGACAUCAAACCAUCAGGGUUUACAUGAUGAUAUUGUUUGUGCAAUCAUAGACAUUUCAUGUGUCGGCAAAGCUGCUUUCUUUCUUUCUUUUUCCCUUGUGAUUCAUAUAUAGUGUUGCUUUUGCAAGGGCAACUGUGUGGCAAUAGUUAUAUCAGACCAAAACAUUUAAUUUUAAGUCUAAGUAGAUGUCAAAUGCAAUGUAUUCACGGUUGAUUGUCAUGUACUCUUCUGUACCUGUUCUUGUUUCACAAAGGGCUUAUGACCGAUUCACUUUAAUGAAGCUAAACAUUUCAGAUCAGAUUGUUAUGAGCAUUAUAUGUAUUUCUUAAGAUACACUUGAGAUCAUGAGGUUAUACGGCCUAUUUAUCAAAGACCAAAGUCAAGAAAUGUUUCAUAGCGGGGAGGGUAUGAGAUUUUCAUUUUAAAAGUGUCUUUUAAGGAGCCGUUUUUGUAAGGAUUGAUGAAAGAAUGAUCAGGACGUGCCAUUAAAAUAAAGUUUCCAGGACUGUACUUGUCCACCCCUUUUUAA
Triplophysa dalaica is the source of this 4353-nucleotide messenger RNA. Its product is annotated as ER degradation-enhancing alpha-mannosidase-like protein 3. Gene Ontology annotation, molecular function: calcium ion binding; mannosyl-oligosaccharide 1,2-alpha-mannosidase activity. NCBI's taxonomy places the organism in Eukaryota, Metazoa, Chordata, Actinopteri, Cypriniformes, Nemacheilidae. The transcript has 20 exons. Gene Ontology annotation, biological process: mannose trimming involved in glycoprotein ERAD pathway; carbohydrate metabolic process; endoplasmic reticulum mannose trimming. The record is from RefSeq and is a predicted model, not a curated record. Gene Ontology annotation, cellular component: membrane; endoplasmic reticulum. The coding region runs from base 669 to 3038 and encodes 789 amino acids.